This is a messenger RNA of Trichophyton rubrum CBS 118892, 882 nucleotides long. RefSeq lists its product as uncharacterized. The coding region runs from base 1 to 882 and encodes 293 amino acids. Gene Ontology annotation, molecular function: ATP binding; ABC-type transporter activity. Gene Ontology annotation, cellular component: membrane. Lineage: Eukaryota; Fungi; Ascomycota; Eurotiomycetes; Onygenales; Arthrodermataceae. Gene Ontology annotation, biological process: transmembrane transport. The transcript has 3 exons. The record is from RefSeq and is a predicted model, not a curated record.
AUGGUACAAAUUGUUCUACAAAUCCUUGGAGUUAUAGCCGCAGGUGUACUCGUCUCACCCUUUCUAAUCAUCUUCGCCAUGAUCUUACUUUUUCUACGUUUCCAUUAUUCCAACUUAUUCCUUCAAGGAGCUCGCGAGAUCAAGCGCCUCGAGAGUAAUGCAAAAAGUCCAAUAUUCGAGCAAUUCGGUUCUGCCCUUAUAGGAUUAGGGACAAUUCGCGUAUUCAGCAAAGGAGAAGCUUACAUCGAACGCAUGUAUGCUAAGAUUGACCGCCAUGCCCAGGCUUACUGGAACCUAUGGCUGUUUAACCGCUGGCUUGGUUUUCGCAUGAGUGUCAUUGGAGCGGCGUUUGCUGGUGCUACUGCAGCUUUUAUUUUGGAGAUGAACUUAGUGGAGAGAGUCUUUGAAUAUUCUGAUCUCGAGAUCGAGAAUCAGGACGGCCUAGAUUCUCCAGCAGCAUGGCCAACGGAUGGGCGAUUGGAAGUCUCAGACCUUGUUGUUGCAUAUGCUCCGGAGCUCCCUCCUGUUUUGAACGGACUGUCCUUCACAGUUGAAAAAAACCAACGAGUCGGGAUAGUCGAUGGAGUUGAUGUGUCCAAGGUUAAACUUGCACAUCUGCGGAGCCGUCUUGCCAUCAUUCCACAGGACCCGGUUCUAUUCUCCGGAACUAUUCGCUCAAAACUCAAUCCAUUCGACGAGUAUUCUGAUUCCGAACUUCAAAGUGCUUUGGAACGUGUUCAUAUGAUCCCUCCAGCCGAUCAAAUGUCGUCAAUCUCAUCCAUUGGGGCUCCAGAAACACCCGCCGAAUCCGAUGUAAGCACACCCACUGCCGUUGAAUCCAGCGCUUCCAGUACCUUAGCUAGAAGGGCCGGUCUGGCCUAG